CGCCUUAAAGCGGACCAGCGCAGCCUCUGUGCAGCAGCAGCAGCAGCAGUGAGUUAGUGCAACAUAGUGAGUGCUCUCCUGGUCACUGAUGCUGGGUUGUCUGGUUAAAUUGGGACGCACAUCUUUGCAAUGAUCGCGCCAGGCAUCGGGUCACUCUCAGUAGCCACGCCGGAGCUGCGAUGAAGGCCGGGGCUUCGUCGGUGUGGGCUUCAUGCUGCGGUCUGCUGAAUGAAGUCAUGGGUACCGGGGCCGUCCGAGGCCAGCAGCCGGGGUUUGGUGCCGGCGCCGGGCCCUUCAGGUUCGCCCCCAGUGCGGGAUAUUCCACGUACCCGCCCAACAGCUCAGGGACCCCCGGCCUUGUUUGCAGGGCUUGUGGACAGGCCUUCUCCGUCUUCAGGAGGAAGUACGUUUGCUGCGACUGCAAGAAGAACUUCUGCUCUUUUUGCUCCGUGGUCCAAGAGAACCUGCGCAUCUGUGCCACCUGCCAUCUGCUGAAGGCCACGGCUUUCCACCGGGCGCGGCUCAUGCGUCUACGAGUGAGGGACCUGCGUCAGUAUUUGAGGCUGCGCAACAUCUCCACUGACACCUGCAGGGAAAAGGAGGACCUGGUAGAUUUGGUCCUCGGUCAUCGGGACGUCGAGGCGGUAGAGGAAGACGAAGAGGAGGAGGAGGAUGAUGAUGAAGAGGAGGAGGAGGACGAGGAGGAGGCGGGGGACCCUAACACAGCCAGCCUCCUCUCGCGUUCACAUCGAACACCAACCCCUCCCAGCACACAGCCUGCGUCUGAGCUGUCUGCUGCCUCGCCGGAGGAAUCCCACAGCCGGAGCGAAAGCCCCGACGGCAACCAGGAUUCAGGUGAUAUCACACCAGUGCCCCUCCUCAACUCGGACUCCAGUGAACAGACUCCUCAGACGAGCCCUCAGACCAGGGAUGGAGCCAGAGCCUCCCUGUCCGACAUCUCCAGCGCGAGGGACAUCAAGGGCCUGUCCGUGCGGCAGCUGAAGGAGAUCCUGGCAAGGAACUUCGUCAACUAUUCAGGGUGCUGUGAAAAGUGGGAGCUUGUGGAGCGUGUCAGCAGACUGUACAGAGAGAAGGAGAAGAACUCAAAAUCAUUGAUGGCCUUCCCCUCUUCUAUCUGCAAUGGUGCCAUCAGAGACGGCGAGAAGUGUCCGCUGACGCUUCAGGACGACAAUCUGUGCAGGAUCUGCAUGGACGCAGUGAUCGACUGCGUCCUGCUGGAGUGCGGUCACCUGGUCACCUGCACCAGCUGUGGCAAGAGAAUGAACCAGUGUCCCAUAUGCAGGCAGUACGUCGUCAGGGCCGUGCACGUUUUCAAGUGCUGACGCAUUCCCGCUGCAGCGCCGUGACUAGAGAGGCCCUGGGCCCUGGCACUCAACAAUGCAGCUCAUGAAGUUUGAAUCCUUCAAACCUCGUUUCCGGACGUUUGUAUUUGCAGAGUCUUCAUGUCAUUUGCACACAGAAAUAUGCUGGUUUCUUUUUAAGAAAUUGUCUUGGAUAUAGAGGCGGGACAGACGAGGGCUGCACUUCUCUUUCAGACAUUCCAUUUUUUUUUUUUUUUUUUACCGUAAAACAAAGAAUGUCGGGAACACCCGGAUGCAUACUUUUGUAAAACAAUACAUCCUCGUUUCUGCCUGUAAGCCGGUAGCUCUUCUCCAGAUCUAGGCUACUUUUCCUUACCCACUGCGGCAAGCGAACACAUAUCUUAGUAAAAGACUUUGAACCUCAGCAGACGCGUAAACAGCAGGUGCCAAAACGACGCGCCCCGCUUCAUUUCUCCUGCUCUUUCCCCCGGCUGCGGGGAACGGCGCCGCGUCGACGUCUCAGCGCGUCGGAUCAGACAGCACUUUGUCCGCACCCUGUUAACGCAGCACCACUCACAACCCACCGCACCUCACCCCCCUAGAGAAAGCGCGCCUCUUCCUGAAUGCUUGAUGAGAGGCGCUAAUUAGAAGCCGCCGCGCCGUUGUUUGCCGUCUCUGAACGUCGCGCUGCACCGUCCUCAGAAGAGCAGAUGAUGCUCUGCGGUCCGUCUUAUAUUUGCAGCUGAUUAUGUACUAUUAAGGGCGAUGCAUUAUUAAUUAUGUUGAUGUGUUUUGUUUUGUUUUUUUCCUCGACGAAGUGCUUGUCUGAAUGCAUUUACGCAUUCACAUGUCCAUGCAAAGACUCAUCACAGCAAUAGCGAAAGGUCUGCCAUGCCUUGUCCUGCCAGGAGAGUCAAACUAAAAACUGGUGCUAGAACUCAUCUGGACUUUUGUGAAACCGUCAUUUUCUUAGGUUGUUGGAUUGAAAUGUUUUAGCUUUUCUUUUAUGUUUUAUUUUUUGUUUUGUUCUAUAUGAGACACAAUAAGCCAGUUAUUCUAAGAUGUUUGUACGAGGCCACUAACAGCUGAGUGAUGUGAAAGUAUAUUGAGAUGAUGACUUGCUGUACGUAUAUCAGCCCAUAUAAGAUGCAUAUAUAGCUAUAUUUUUCCAUUUGAUUUGAAACUGCGCGACGUCAGGUUGCGAAACAUUUUUUUUCUGGGUGGUUCUCUCUGUUAAGUGGCUUGAAAUGUGUUAAAUUCGUGUUCGUUUCCACGAUCUCGCCGUUCCUCUUGAACCCACAGCAUAAGGACAAGCUUUUCCGACAUCCUUCCUUCCGCCCGGACCCCCCUAUAAAGGUACCGCUCGCUGCUGUCUCACCACACAUGUCCUGUGUGACCACAAAUAGAGUAGCAGAGCAAAUUGCACUUUUCUUUUACAGAGGGUAUAAUCGUGUGCAAGGUAUGGUCUUUGUAUUUGCAGAUGUUCAAAUUUAUAUUAUGGUAAAUUAAAGAUUUUAAUUAAUGUC
Fundulus heteroclitus (mummichog) is the source of this 2848-nucleotide messenger RNA. Its product is annotated as E3 ubiquitin-protein ligase RNF34. Gene Ontology annotation, molecular function: ubiquitin protein ligase activity. Bases 180 to 1343 code for a protein of 387 amino acids. Gene Ontology annotation, biological process: proteasome-mediated ubiquitin-dependent protein catabolic process; protein K48-linked ubiquitination; negative regulation of extrinsic apoptotic signaling pathway via death domain receptors. Gene Ontology annotation, cellular component: plasma membrane; cytoplasm. The record is from RefSeq and is a predicted model, not a curated record. The transcript has 7 exons. NCBI's taxonomy places the organism in Eukaryota, Metazoa, Chordata, Actinopteri, Cyprinodontiformes, Fundulidae.